UAGCUCCCCGUUCCUGAGCUUAUCACCCUCUCCCUUUCUUUGAGAAAUAUAAUCAUUAAAUCAAUAAAGACAGGUGACAGUUUUUUUUUUCUUGUGACUUCCCUUUGUGACCCAGACACAAAGAAAAGGGAAGAGAAAGAGAGAGAGAGAGAGAGAGAGAGAGAGAGAGAAAGAGAAGAGAGGAAGCUGUUGACUGCAUGCAUGAACAUUUUUACCACUGCAACAUUUCUAUUUCAACAUCCUAUUUUUCUUUUUAUUACUGUGUUUUUUCACAACUGCCGGAAGGGAACACACUCAUUUUGUCCAUCAUUGCUGUAUUAUCAUCCUCUCUCUCUGUACUCUGUUCACUUAAACAAAGAGGAAGCCUAGAGAAAGCGAACAGCACAUAAGAGGAAGAGAAGGGUUGUGACUUUCUGGCUGGCAUGCGAGUUUACUCCAGAAGCUUAUAGAGGACACAGGAAAAUUGCAGAAAGAAGACAGGAGGGAACAUUUAAAUGUAAACACUAGAGAGCCAAUUCACUGUUGAAUCUGGACUGGAUUAGACAGCAAAAAGCGGAAUGACACCAGCAGAACACGAGGACAUCUACAAAUUGAUAAGGCUAUAGAUAAAGGUGUUACCGCAUAUGACUACACCCAAUAUCUUAGCUCUGUAUUGCAUAAUGGUCUGAGACUCAACAAGAGUGGUAAUAUAGAGGCAACAGAUGCAGCAUCAUCCCAAAUGGAUGCAUAAGGACAAAACUGUACAAAAACAGUCGAAAACAUAAAUAUGAAGUGCAAUUAUACACUAUGAAGGUAGCCAGAAUGAUACAUCAAACCAGCUAAUAAUCUUAAUUUCUUCAAGCAGACUAGGAAUAAAUAACUGUACUGUGGCUUCUAGGACCAUCACAAAACUUUGAAAUAGCCAGCCAUUCAAUACAAACUUGAAGAACAACAUAACAUAUCAUUAUUUCUACCAUUUACAAUUGCUAUUAAAAUUGGCUUCAGUCUCUGGCAAGCUGUGAAACAUUUUUUAUCAUCUCAUUUUCAAGUACAUACUUUCAAAAGAUAAUAUUUCUUUCAGAAUAAAAAUUAAAGAAACCAAUAAUCCCAGUAUUCACAGAGAUCAGGUAGGAGGAAUCAGCUUUUAGCUGUCAUCUACUUCUCCUGGAUUCACCAUUAACAUUGACAAUCACCAUGUCAGUGCUAGUACUGACCUUCCUCAUACACUCCCUCACAUGCUCUCCUCUCUUUGCCCAAACAUACUUGCCCUCCUCAGACUAUGAUUUGAACAUGACCACAGAAACGUCAGAAGAUGUAACACGUGGCAUGGGUUCUCCAAAUUUUAGUAUGUUCACUCCUCAACCUUCAAAUGUUCCUGUAAGGGAAACUACUGCAGUGCCCAUGCCUGAAAACACGGCAAUAACUGUUGCUGAAACAGAGUCCAUCCUUGAAACUACUAUAGCAGCCAUUUUGAAAACUACGGAAGUGCCCAGUACUGAAGUUGAUUCAGAGGACACAUUUGAAACAACCCCUAAGCCCAGUAUUGAAUAUGUUACCUCUUCUAUUUCCCAAACAUUAGAGGGUACUCGGCCUCAAACUCCAAUUCAGACCAGCCACCAUGUUAGUCGGGUGGUCCCUACACAAGCAACAACUCCAGAGACAUUUGCCUCCACACCCUUCAGCUCUGCAUCCCAAAAUGAGCAAAGCUCAACAAAGAGCACAGUAGAUGAUGUGACUUCCAAGUCAAAUCCAACCAAAACCCUCACGGUGGUCACUCCUUCCAUGAUUCCAGAAUCUGCCAAGACCAGUUUUUCAAAGCCAAGUUCAGACCUGAAGCCUACCUCCACUGUUGGUUCUACUGCAAGCAGUCCCACGCCUGUCCCCAUUAUACAGGGUUUUGGGAUAGUAAUCAUCAUCAUAGCAUUGGUGGUCUGUAUGAGUGGGAUCAUCUUUAUGAGCAUGUUCUUCAACAAACGAAGGAAGAGGAGAUCUGAAAACUUCAGCUACAGCUUCAGGACUGGAGGGAGCAGUAAAUCCAAGAUGAAAAAAGGUACAGAUGAUGAUGCCUGGUUUGGGCCUGUGGCUUUGAAGGGAGAUGAGGCGGUGGAGGCAGGGGAGGAAGGGGGCAAUGAAGUGGAUGGAGAUGGUGAAGGGGUGCAGGUGGUACUAAGCACUUUUAUGGCAAAGGAAGAGGAGAAGGAUGGGGUGAAUGGGAGUUGUGUAGGGGCAAAGGAGGACAUUAAGAAGGAUGAGGAGGUACCCCUGUUGAUCACUGAUGAGGAUGUGGAAAAGGCAGUCAGUCAUUCACCUCCCCUGUCUUCUUCCCUUUCUCCUCCGCUCUCUGAGACUGCUGCAGGUGAGCAAAAUGGGAGUCCAGCUUUCUGUCUGACCUCUGCUGUUUGAGAGGGAGAAAUGCAUUUGUUGAUUCCUUACUAGUCCCUUUUAAAUUGAAUGUCUGAUCAGUUUAGCUAAAUUGUGAAAUGCAGUGAUUGCCUAUAAUGACAGUUGAGAAAGCAACACACAUGAAUUACAGGGGCCAGAUGUUAAAAAAGAAGAUUGACACGACAUUAUUUUUGCUAACCAAUGUACACAAUAUGAACAAAAGCACCUGGACCACCCCCCCCCCCUCCCCUCCCCUCCCCCCAACUGAAAACUCACCUCUUCAGGCUGCACCUCUCCCCAUGCCUCCCUGCCUCCCUGUAGCCUCUAAUUGACUAUGUAAUCUUAGGGCUGUAGCUAGGUAAGCUGCUUAUCUUAGUUGACUUAGUUAUUGCACUCGCACCUACUCAACUAUUGCUUGUAUUAUUUGCAUAGACUGUUUUGUUGCUGUUUUUGUUUGUGUUAAUCAGAGUAACCUACAGGGUCCAAGUUAAACUAUGUGGUCGUUCCCUGCACGGUACUUGGAACUGUACUUCCCUCUAGGGUUUUCAACACACUUGUUCCUGGUUAUGGUUAUACACUUUGUUGUACAUCGCUCUGGAUAAGAGCGUCUGCCAAAUGCAUGUAAUGUAAUGGUACAGCAUACAAUGACAUUCUAGACAAUUCUGUGCUUCCGCAACAGUUUGGGGUAGGCCCUAUCCUGUUUCAUGAUGACAAUGCCCCCUGGGACAUAGCGAGGCCUUAUAGAAAUGGUUUUGUUGAGAAUGGUGUGGAAGAACUUAACUGGCCUGCAAAGAGCCCUGACCUCAACCCCAUCCAAUACCUUUGGGAUCAAUUGGAAAUCCAAGUGCAAGCCAGGCCUAAUUGGCCAAUCAGUGCCCGACCUCACUAAUGCUCUUCUGGCUGAAUGGAAGCGAAUCCCUGCAGCAAUGCUCCAACAUCUAGUAUAAAUCUUCCCAGAAGAGUGAGGUUUUUAUAGCAGCAAAGUGUGGACAAGCUCUAUAUUAAUGCCCAUAAUUUUGGAUGAGAUGUUGGAUGUCAGGUGUCCGCAUACCUUUGGCCAUAUAAUGUAUUUAAAAUACUCAAUUGUGAUUUGCUUUGACGAAUGGUGAAAUAUCCUAAUGGGAUAAGUUGUCUCCAACAACGCUUAUAAAUAAUUGACUCCAGUAUAUGAUUAACUUACUUAGUUGUCAUUAUUUGUAAAAAUAAAUAUUUAGCUUCUCAUGCCAAACUUGUACUGAAUUCAUUAUUCAAUCAAUUAUUCUUAUGCACAGUGCACAGUAUUUUUAUUCAAGCAUGGUACAGAAAUCGAGUGCCAAGUUCUGAUGACUAAAAAACAUUUGUACACAUCAUAUCAAUUUGAACAGUCAUGAAUUUCUCUCAUUUCUGUGUCUUCUUCGUUUUUGUACAUGCUAGGUUUUAUCUCUUAAUUUGUUUAGAAAUACUGGUAGCAUAUUUUGGCCAGACAUAAAAAAUUUCAGGUUAGAGAAACACAGAAACACUGAUAUUAUUGGCAAAGAUCUAAAUGCACUGCUUUUGCUGAUUUUUUGUUUGUGUGUUUGUUUGUUUGUUUUUUGAGCAUACUAUUCAUUUUAAAUAUUUGGGAUUUAUAUUAAUUUAGAUGUACCUUUAAUCAUAUUGGAAGCAUAGCUGCAUGACAUGAAUAGAAAUGUUUAUAUGUCUAUAAAUAGUACUGGGUUUUGGCAUUCUUUUGUAGUCAGUUUAUUUUACCCUCUGUGUGUUUGACGUAUACAACAUUUUGACAAAUAACAAUAUUAUUUUCUUAAAUAAGUAGGUGACAUCACAUUCUUUCCAAUAAAAUAUUUUCCGAAACCUA
This is a messenger RNA of Anguilla rostrata (American eel), 4195 nucleotides long. Its product is annotated as mucin-2-like. The coding region runs from base 1174 to 2382 and encodes 402 amino acids. The transcript is spliced from 2 exons. Lineage: Eukaryota; Metazoa; Chordata; Actinopteri; Anguilliformes; Anguillidae. The record is from RefSeq and is a predicted model, not a curated record.